Molecule: messenger RNA, 7562 nt
Organism: Cygnus atratus (black swan)
Lineage: Eukaryota; Metazoa; Chordata; Aves; Anseriformes; Anatidae
Gene: ATRNL1
Product: attractin like 1
Exons: 29
Coding region: 385-4536 (1383 amino acids)
Cellular component (GO): Golgi apparatus
Molecular function (GO): protein binding
Source: RefSeq, a predicted model, not a curated record
AAAGGAGAAGGGGGAGGCCGGGACUGUAUGGUGGAGGGUGGUGUGUGUGUGUGUCUGUGGGAGAGAGGGGGGAGACGCGUCUGGCGAGGAGAAAGCCCAAGGUCAAGAGGCAGUUCUCCUCCAUGGAAGAAGACGGCAGCGAUGAGCCGUGAGGAGGACGAAGAGGAGAAGGGGCGGAUGGCUGAGGGCUGCCGGGCUUCCCCGAGGGAGUGAGGAGACAGCGCCGAAGGGGCCGGAGGAGACGGCGCCGGGGUCGGGAGGAGGGAGGAGAGGAAGGCCAGGAGGAAGCGGGGGGUUUGAAUCUCCCUGCCCGGAUCGUUUCUCUCUCAGGGGAAGCUCCUGACGCGGCGCUGACCCUGCUGCCAGUUCUCCGCGCCUCGGUCCAUGGCCCCCGCGGCGAGGAUGGAGCCGGGCGGCGCCCUGAGGAGAGCAGGGGCUGCCCCCGCGCCCCCCGGAGCCGGGAGCCCUUUCCCCUCCGCCUGCUGCGGCUGCUUCUCCUCGCUCCUGGAUGUGAACAGCUGGCUGCUCUUCUACGCCUUCUUGUACCUGGCCCUCUACGCCCAGGUGUCCCAGUCCAAGUCCUGCGACAAAAUCUCCUGCUUCUCGGGUCAUUGUGUCAACUCCACCUGCGUCUGUGACCAGGGCUGGGUGGGAGACCAGUGCCAACACUGCCAGGGCAGGUUCAAGUUAACAGAACCUUCUGGAUAUUUAACAGAUGGACCAAUAAAUUAUAAAUAUAAAACUAAAUGUACAUGGUUAAUUGAAGGAUAUCCUAAUGCAAUACUGAGAUUGAGGUUUAAUCACUUUGCCACAGAAUGUAGUUGGGACCAUAUGUAUGUAUAUGAUGGAGAUUCAAUAUAUGCACCUUUAAUAGCUGUAUUUAGUGGUUUAAUAGUCCCUGAAGUGCGUGGAAAUGAAACUGUUCCUGAAGUUGUUACUACAUCUGGCUAUGCACUGCUACACUUUUUUAGUGAUGCUGCUUAUAAUCUGACAGGAUUUAACAUUUUCUAUUCAAUUAAUUCUUGUCCUAAUAACUGCUCAGAACAUGGAAAGUGUACAACCAGUAUGUCCGUUCCAAGCCGGGUAUACUGUGAGUGUGACAAGUAUUGGAAAGGAGAAGCCUGUGAUAUUCCGUAUUGUAAAGCCAACUGUGGCAGUCCAGAUCAUGGGUACUGUGAUUUGACAGGAGAGAAGCUGUGUGUAUGCAAUGAUAGCUGGCAAGGUCCAGAUUGUUCUUUGAAUGUCCCUUCCACGGAGUCUUACUGGAUUUUACCAAAUGUAAAGCCAUUCAGCCCUUCUGUGGGCCGGGCUUCCCAUAAGGCAGUUCUACAUGGAAAAUUUAUGUGGGUGAUUGGUGGAUACACUUUUAACUACAGUUCAUUCCAAAUGGUGUUGAACUACAAUUUGGAAAGCAGUAUAUGGAACGUAGUACCUGUAUCCAAAGGGCCACUCCAGAGAUAUGGACACACUCUUGCUUUGUAUCAGGAGGACAUCUACAUGUAUGGAGGCAAAAUUGAAACAAACAAUGGCAAUGUCACUGAUGAGCUGUGGAUUUUCAACAUACACAGUCAAACGUGGAGUAUCAGAACUCCUGCAGUACUUGUACAUGGCCAACAGUAUGCUGUGGAAGGUCAUUCAGCACACAUAGUAGAGCUGGACAGCAGAGAUGUGGUUAUGAUAAUCAUUUUUGGAUAUUCUGCCAUAUAUGGUUAUACAAGCAUUGUGCAAGAAUACUACAUCAGGUCAAAUUCUUGGCUUGUACCAGAAACGAAAGGAGCGAUUGUACAAGGUGGAUAUGGCCAUACUAGUGUCUAUGAUGAACUGACAAAAUCUGUUUAUGUCCAUGGCGGAUACAAAGCAUUACCUGGUAAUAAAUACGGAUUGGUUGAUGAUCUUUACAAAUAUGAAGUUAAUACUAGAACAUGGACUAUUUUGAAAGAGAGUGGUUUUGCAAGGUACCUUCAUUCAGCUGUCUUAAUCAAUGGAGCUAUGCUCAUUUUUGGUGGGAAUACUCAUAAUGAUACUUCCCUGAGUAACGGUGCGAAGUGCUUUUCUGCUGACUUUCUUGCAUAUGACGUAGCUUGUGACGAAUGGAAGAUUUUACCAAAACCUAAUCUGCACCGAGAUGUCAACAGAUUUGGUCACACUGCUGUUGUCAGUAAUGGGUCAAUGUACAUAUUUGGAGGCUUUUCAAGUGUUCUUUUGAAUGACAUCCUUGUAUACAAGCCUCCGAACUGUGAAGCAUUCAGAGACGAAGAGCUGUGUAAAAAUGCUCGUCCAGGGAUAAGGUGUCUGUGGAACAAGAAACAUUGUGAAUCCUGGGAAUCUGGAAAUGCCAACAACAUCCUUCGAGCAAAAUGUCCUAAGAAAACAGUUGCUGCAGAUGACAGAUGUUACCGAUACGCAGACUGUGCAAGCUGUACUGCCAAUACAAAUGGGUGCCAAUGGUGUGACGACAAGAAGUGCAUUUCAGCAAACAGUAACUGUAGCAUGUCAGUUAAAAACUACACCAAAUGUCACGUGAGAAAUGAACAGAUCUGCAAUAAACUGACUAGCUGCAAAAGCUGCUCGCUACACCUGAACUGCCAGUGGGACCAGCGGCAGCAGGAGUGCCAGGCCUUACCUGCUCAUCUGUGUGGGGAAGGAUGGAGUCAUAUUGGAGAUGCCUGCCUCCGCAUAAAUUCUAGUCGUGAAAGCUAUGACAAUGCCAAACUGUAUUGCUACAAUUUAAGUGGGAAUCUUGCCUCAUUGACAACCUCAAAAGAAGUGGAAUUUGUUCUGGAUGAGAUACAGAAGUAUACGCUUCAGAAAAUUUCACCUUGGGUAGGCUUACGCAAGAUCAACAUCUCCUACUGGGGAUGGGAUGACAUGUCUCCUUUUACAAAUACAACUCUGCAAUGGCUUCCUGGAGAGCCAAAUGACUCUGGCUUCUGUGCAUAUCUAGAAAGAGCAGAGGUGGCAGGUCUGAAAGCGAAUCCAUGCACUGCAAUGGCAGAUGGUCUUGUCUGUGAAAAACCUGUCGUUAGUCCCAACCAGAAUGCAAGACCGUGCAAAAAGCCAUGCUCCCUGAGAACAACAUGUUCCAACUGUACGAGUAAUGGUAUGGAAUGUAUGUGGUGCAGCAGUACUAAACGAUGCGUUGAUUCAAAUGCCUAUAUAAUCUCCUUCCCCUAUGGACAAUGUCUAGAAUGGCAAACUGCCACGUGCUCCCCUCAAAACUGCUCUGGACUGAGGACCUGUGGGCAGUGCUUGGAACAGCCUGGCUGUGGAUGGUGCAAUGAUCCCAGUAACACUGGAAAAGGGCAAUGUUUGGAAGGAUCAUCAAGAGGACCGAUGAAGCCUGUUAGCAUGCAUUCUAAUGAAAUGGCACUUGAUGCUAGUCUUUGCCCAAAAGAAAAAAACUAUGAGUGGUCUUUUAUCCAGUGUCCAGCUUGCCAGUGUAAUGGCCACAGCACCUGCAUCAACAGCAAUGUUUGUGAUCAAUGUAAAAACUUAACAACAGGAAAACAAUGUGAAACAUGCAUGCCAGGAUAUUAUGGGGAUCCCACUAAUGGAGGACAAUGUACAGCUUGCACGUGCAGUGGACAUGCAAAUAUUUGUCACAUGCAAACAGGAAAAUGUUUCUGCACAACUAAAGGAAUCAAAGGAGACCAGUGUCAACUCUGUGACUCUGAAAAUAGGUAUCUUGGAAAUCCACUUAGGGGAACAUGUUACUACAGCCUUUUGAUUGAUUACCAGUUUACCUUCAGCUUAUUACAAGAGGAUGAUCGCCAUCACACUGCCAUAAACUUCAUAGCAAAUCCAGAGCAGUCAAAUAAAAAUUUGGAUAUAUCAAUUAAUGCAUCAAACAACUUCAACCUCAAUAUUACAUGGUCUAUUGGCUCUACAGCAGGAACAAUAUCUGGAGAAGAGAUUCCUGUUGUUUCUAAGGCUAAUAUUAAGGAAUACAGAGACAGCUUUUCUUGCGAAAAAUUUAACUUUCGGAGCAACCCAAACAUCACUUUCUAUGUCUAUGUCAGUAAUUUUUCAUGGCCAAUCAAAAUACAGAUUGCCUUCUCACAGCACAAUACUAUCAUGGAUCUGGUGCAGUUCUUUGUCACCUUCUUCAGUUGUUUCUUAUCCUUACUGCUGGUAGCUGCUGUCGUUUGGAAAAUCAAACAAACCUGUUGGGCUUCUCGACGGAGAGAGCAACUUAUGCGGGAGCGACAGCAGAUGGCCAGCCGCCCCUUUGCUUCUGUCGAUGUAGCACUGGAAGUAGGAGCUGAGCAAACAGACUUUCUACGAGGGCCAUUAGAGGGUGCUCCUAAACCAAUUGCUAUCGAGCCAUGUUCAGGAAACAAAGCAGCUGUCCUCACGGUAUUUUUAUGUCUGCCAAGAGGAUCAUCAGGAGUCCCACCCCCGGGUCAGUCAGGUCUUGCAAUUGCAAGUGCACUGAUAGACAUUUCACAACAGAAGCCUGCAGACUGUAAAGAUAAGAGUUCAGGAGUCAGAAAUCGAAAACAUCAUCUUUCAACACGUCAAGGAACUUGUGUCUGAGAUUCAAAAACUUCAAUUGUAUAUUCUGUAAUGUUUUCUUUUUAAAUGGCUUCCAUUGAAAGCUAUACUACAGCCUCAGUUUUUAUGGAGGCAAAUCUAUGAAUGAACAUAUGAGGUACUGUGCUCUGUUAGUCACACAGCCUACUAUGCCCCAAAGCAGAACAAACUUAUGGUAGGUAUAUUUGAUGAGCUUUAAUGAAAAGAGUGGAUUCUGAUAUCAACAAAAGAUUAAAUAAAUACCUAGCAUUCUUAAUCCUGAACAUAUCAGAGCAAGGAAAAUCCUUGAGCAGAACUAGGAAAAACUGUACAUUGUUUUGUAAUGUAGAAGGAAAUUGUAUAAUUGAAAAUUAAGCGAAUUCCAGGAAACUAAAGGACAUUUUUGUAUAGCUUAAUGUAACAAUGAGAAUCGUACAGUUCUUUCCUUGUAAUCAGAAUUAAGAUGUCUUUCCAGUAAGCAGGAACUACAGAGGAUCAUUUGGAUUUCAGUGUUUUUUUACCAUUGCCCAAAAUAGGUAGGCAACUUUUGAAUUUAGCAUAGGUAGAACCUGAGAAUACCACAAGUAAUAUUUAAAGGAAAAUUCUAUUUAAAAAAAAAUUAUUUCAGAAUUUCUUUUUUUUUUUUUUUUUAACUUGCAAAAGGUUCAGAAAUGUAAUCUGUGUUGCUACAGAGUGAUGGGUGGGCUUUCAUUUUUCUGUUCCUAAUACUCUUUUCAGAAUUCUGAUUGAGAUAUUUUACAAACAGCUCAUGUGAGACUUCCAUGCCAGGCAAUUCAUUAGCAAAAUUGAUUGAGCAUGAGAAAGUUUCUUUUGUGAUCAAGUUUGGCAUUUUUUCCAAGAGAGUCUCCAAGAUUGCAAGUCUAACUUGCUGUUACUCUACAGUAAUAUACCUGCUCCCAUUUCAAAACUGAAAGUUUCUAGUAUCUAUAAAUUAUUCUGACCUUCAAACAAAAGAAAUGAAUCCCAGUCAGCACUUUGACCCUUGUUUAACAGCACAAUAUGGUUUUCUGAUGGUGUUGAUCUCCCAGCUACAGAAUUUCAUCUCAGCCUCACUUUCAAAGCAAUUACCCUGCAUACCAAAAAUUAAGUAUGUAUUUAUAAAUUCAAGUUGCUUCCAACGGUGGUUCUGAAAUUCAACAUCCAGUAUGGAUCCUCACACAAUCAGUACUCAGCAACAACAAGCAGACAAAAGAGCUUCCUUUUCACUGGACAUUAGCCUUUUGGGGGCUUGGUCACCACCACAUAUAACCUAGCAAACAGCUUUAAUGGCCCUCAGGCUUUUUAUUUGCUCAAAAUUCACAAAUAUACAAAAAAGUAAGAGUAUGCUAGGGGUAGGUAGCAGACGUGUCAUGUUCUAAUUUAUGCAUUACACGUUGACAGCAGUAUAAUAUGAAGAAAGUAGUUUUGUAUGAGCUUGUUGAAAGUGUAGUUUCUCAGCUACAAAUUUGCCACCAUGCUAGUACAGGAGACUGAUACAGAGGUAUAAAUUCCUCAUGUAAUGAUAGACUUUUGGUAAAUAUGAAAGAUAUAAAAAGAUAAUUGAUGUUUACUACUAUAUCUGUAUUUUUCAUGUUCUUUUUAUUUCAGGAAAAUGAUGACAUUUUACUGUUUAUAGUUGACUACAUAGUUACUUGCAUGCAAUGGUGGUGCAGUAGCAGUAAUAAAGCCCUGUUGUGAGUUGUGUUUAUUUUGUAAUGCCAUUCAUACCUUGAAGUACUCAGCUUAAUUAAUUUGGGUGAGGACUAAGUGUAAAAAUAACUAUAAAAAGGAACGAUUGUACAGUGUGUAGUUAUAUCUUAUACAGAAAUAUUAGGUUUCAUCUAACCAUGACUGCUCUAUUGUUUUGAUAAAUUAUGCACUUAUGAAUUAUGAUAUAAUUAUUUCUUAUGCUGGCAUGAUUGCUUCAGUAUUUUCAUAUCUUAAAAUUAGAUUAUUAUCCUAAAAUAAUGACAUCACAAUUUUGUGACUUUUAUUGCCUAUUCUGACUUCAAUCUCUUAUAUCUUAAAAUUUCAAAAACUCCUUCUUAAAGCUCCUAUUGGGAACUUUCAAUCAGUGCUACUUAAUAGAGUGAAAAAAAUGGUCUUUUGUAAACAACCCUUUCUGUCGGUUUUCAAGUUGAUCUGUUCAAAUGAAUAUAAGCCAGUGGAACUGGUUUAUAGGAUACAUACUUUUAAGAAAACGAAAGAACCACUUGUCUGGAAUAUUUUCCAAGCUCUGUAUUAUCCUCAGCCUAAACAUUUCACAUAAGAAAUAUACAGUGUGUGUUUUUUUGAGUGUACUGGAAACCUUGUGCACAGAAAGACCAUGUAUUCUUGUAGAGCAGUUCUGACUGUACUCACAAAGGAUUACUUUUCUGUAUCUCAACUGGAGUUUUACAAUUACUUGAAAAGCAGAUAUGAGUUUAAAAGGGAAUAAAUAUUUUAUUGCAACAUUGGAAAUGGGCAAAUAUCAGACAUUUUAUUAUUAUGUUAACAGUAAAAAAUGUUACUUUAUUGUAUAAGAAAAGCAUGUUUGUUAUGGGAUCAUUCAGCAUUUUCAUUCACUCUGAGAAUGUUUUCUCUUAAUGUAUCUUUCUUCUCCCAGGGUCCCUAACUGCAUGCAAAUUAGUAAAGGCAUACAAUAAUAAAAUAGAGAGAAAUAGUUAUAUAACGGCCAAACCUAAAUACCAGAAGAUUGCCAACAGACUUCAAACCAAAGCUUCAGAGUAACUGUUACCACUUUCUAUUUUAAAGGUAUAAAAAUAGUAUGAUAUGUCUGGUAGCAACUUUCUGUCAGUUGUUGGCAAGUCCUAGCUUUUUAAGAAUGACCUCUGUAUAUCAGAUGAGAUGUUUUAUCAACUAUCAUAUUAUGACUGAUUCAUGAGAAAGCCAAUUUUGUUAAACCCUGCUUUCCAAGAUUAACAUUUGAACUCUUUCUUACAGUCAGAAAAUGUUGAAUGGCCUGUUUUAACCCUAGUGUGAUUUACGUUGGACGAAAAAUAAAUGACUAAAUGCUGUGCUGGAAAGUAAGCCCAUAGUGAAGUUUUGAU